GGCAGCAGCCCGGAGCCAGGAAGGGGCGGCUGGAGCCUGGGCAGGGCCAGCGGCGGCAGCCAAGGAGUUAACUUCCCAGCCUCACCGCAUGAAUCUGGAGCUAUUAAUACUCGCACGCUGGUUUAGCUGUCAGAGCGAGCGGCUGCUCUGCCGGUGAGACAAGCCCCGCGGAGCUGCAGCUCGCCGACCACACAACUUUCCUCUGCGAGCGUGCGGGGCUGCGAGCGUGCAGGGCUACCGGCCCAGCUACCUGCCUGCUGGACCCUGCCGGACCCUGACGGACCCUGCCAGACCCUACCGGACCCUACCGGACCCUGCCAGACCCUACUGGACCCUGCCAAACCCUGCCAGAUUCUGCCAGACCCUACCAGACCCUGCUAGACCCUACUGGACCCUGCCAAACCCUGCCAGAUCCUGCAGGACCCCACCAAACCCCGCCGGACCCCACCUGCUGCAAGCCCCCGUGCAGGGGACACUUUUCCCCCCGGAGUGCUCCCGUCCUCUCUGCCCACCACCCUCCAGUGCCACAUGGGUGCUGGGUGCCGGAGAGGGGCAGCAACUUUCCCCGGCCUCUGAAGCAUCGCGGGGCUUGGCCGGGACCUCCUUCUGCCCUGCCAGACCCCUCGGCCUGGGCGAUGCCACCCCAAGUCCCCACUCUCACCCCCUGAGGACCGGUGCUGCCUCUGGCCGUGCUGCGCGAUGGGUGCCGGGGUGGCAUUGGGCAUCACCGGCCCCGGAGCGAGGGCGACGCGGGACACAGCACAGCCCUGUGCUGCCUCCAUGUGCGGUGAGCAGCCGGCCCCAGCGCUCAGCCCGGCCGUCUGAAGGGCUCCCCGACACCAUGGCCCCGGGCAGGCAAGCGUGAGCCUCCUGCCACCGGCAGCACUGGUGAGGGGGAGGAAGAUGCCAACACGCCUCCAGUGCUGCCUGGCCUGCGGUCCCCCUCGCCCGGGCACGGUGGCCACCGGAGCCGAGCGAUGGAUUCCUUUUGCUUCGUCUGUUUCCAGAAAGAGGAGCUGCAGCCCCUGCACCUGCACAGCGCAGCCAUGAGCGCGGGUUCGAUUGAGCAAGAGCCGUCGCGCAAGCUGGCCUGCUGCGGGGUGCCCCUCAUCACGGAGGACAUGCAGUCCCUGGCCAUCCGCACCCUCUCGGGCACCGACAUCAGCAAGCACUACGACCUCAUCCGCGAGCUCGGCAAGGGCACCUACGGCAAGGUGGACCUGGUGUCCCACAAAAGCACAGGCACCAAGAUGGCCCUGAAGUUCGUCAACAAGAGCAAGACGAAGCUGAAGAACUUCCUGCGGGAGUUCAGCAUCACCAACACGCUCUCCUCCAGCCCCUUCAUCAUCAAGGUCUUCGACGUGGUCUUCGAGACUGAGGACUGCUACGUCUUUGCUCAGGAGUAUGCCCCCGGCGGGGACCUCUUCGACAUCAUCCCGCCACAGGUGGGGCUCCCCGAGGAGCUGGUGAAGCGCUGUGUGCAGCAGCUGGGCCUGGCCCUCGACUACAUGCACAGCAAGAGCCUGGUGCACCGGGACAUCAAACCGGAGAACGUCCUGCUCUUCGACCGCGACUGCCGCCGCGUCAAACUGGCCGACUUCGGCAUGACCCGCAAGGUGGGCUGCCGGGUCAAGCGCAUCAGCGGCACCAUCCCCUACACGGCGCCCGAGGUCUGCCAAGCCGGCCGGGCAGAGGGUUUCGCCGUGGACACCAGCAUCGACGUCUGGGCUUUCGGGGUGCUCAUCUUCUGCGUCCUCACCGGUAACUUCCCCUGGGAGGCGGCGGCGGCUUCCGACGCCUUCUUCGAGGAGUUUGUGCGGUGGCAGAAGGGGCGGCUGGGGGGGCUGCCCUCGCAGUGGCGGCGCUUCACGGACAGUGCCCUGCGCAUGUUCCAGCGCCUGCUGGCCCUCGACCCGGAGAAACGCUGUCCCGUCAAGGAGGUUUUCUACUUCAUCAAAUGCGACCUGAUGGCCGAGGUGCGGCGCCGACCCUCCUACCGCUCCCGCAAGCACGCCGGGGACAAGCUCCCGGCCGGUCCCCAUCGUCACGAGGCGGCCGGCUCCUGCACCCCGGCCCCGCUCAAGAGGACCGUCCUGACCGAAGGGAGCGGCCCCCGCGGCCCCGAGCCGAGCGCGGCCCCCCCGGGGACGGCCAGCAGGACAGACGGACGGCAGGAUAAAGGCAAAGGGCAGAUGGUCCUGGCCACAGCAAUAGAGAUCUGCGUCUGAUGGCGCCGGGGCGGCACGCGGUAGCCGCCCGUCCUGUCCCCCCUCCCCGGGGACAAGGAUGGGGCUGGGGAGCGUGUUGCUCGUGGUGAUGGCAUGAGCCGGGACCAGGCUCCGGGUCUCCCAAAGCAAAAAAAAAAAAAAAAAAAAAAAAAAAAAAAGAAAAGAAAAAGAAAACAAAAGUGAAGAGGAAAAGGACAAAACUGGUUGCGCUCCGUAGCGCCGAGGAUGCUGAACCGCCCCCCCCUGCCGGGGUGAGGGCACCGCUCGGCGCCGGGGAGGACAUUGGUGCCCCCUCCGAGGCUCCCCCCAUGUUGGCAUGGGGAGGGGGCUCCCCGUACGAGGAGGAAGAGCCGGGAGGGGCUCUGCGUGGGUGGGGGUCACCCCCGAGGGGUGGGAGGGGUCUGGGGCAGCCAGUGCCCAUCGGCUCCCCCCGACCCCGUGCUUGCCCCCCGGCCGGGGCGCGAGAAGGCCGAUGACCCCGCACGGUGGAGGAGGCCUUUGGGGAGGUUUGGGUGGGUGGCGAUUUGCCCCCUUCCACCCGUCCCUGCCCCGCUGGUGGGGGGCGGGAGGGGAUGGGGAGGUGGGCGCUGGGUUGGUGAUGGGGGAACCUGGGGGUCGCUGGCAACCCGGGACCCCCGGCCUCCCCGGCUGCCUCCCUGCCGUGGGAGGUGCUGGCAGCCAUCGAUGUAGCAAGUGUCCCUGUCUGUGUGUCGUCGUGCGUCCCAGCCGCUGGCAGCCCCUGUGUCCCCUUGCCUUGCCCCGCUGGGUGGCCGCACGCUGGCCCCAGACCCCCGGCCGGAGGGACCUGUCCCCUCCCAGCCGGGAGCUGCGCUCCGGGCUCCGGUGGUGGCUGUGGUGCUGGCUGUCCGGCGGGUGGGAUGCUGGGGGCCAGGCUGGCUCUGCUGUGGUGGCGUCCCCUUGUCCCCUCUGCAGACUUUUUUGUACCCAGGGACUGGAAACGGUGGCACAUCUCCAGGGCAGGACCUGGGGAGCAGGGGAGGGGGCGUGCGGUGGUGUCCUGAAGGUCCCCAGGGCUCCCUGCGCUGUCCCCAUCGCCCUCUUUGCUGUCACCCCUUCCCCGAAGCCCGGUUCCCCUCCCCUGGGGCCGGCGGGGAGGAGGCAGCGGGGUAAAUCCCCCCCCCCCCGGGGCUGGCUGCAGCGAGGCGGGGCGGGGGGGGGGUGGCAGGAGCCACUGGUGGCCCCUUCGUGACGAGGCCGUUAUUGGGGGUGUCAAACCCUCCUGGUUUCGGGCACCCAGGGCAGUGGGGAGGGGCUGGGGGGGCACCCCAAGGUGGCAGCACCCAAGCCCUGGCACGGUUCGGGCUUCCCUCCCACGGGGUGGGUGCCGUGGCGACAUCCCCCCCCCUCAAAUCCCUCUCCCCCCCCCCCCCCAAUUCCCGCACAAAGGGCUAUAACGCUAUUCAGCAGCAGCAGCAGCAGUUUACACAGCAGGCGGGUGCCCGGCCGGACCCCCCCCGCCACCGCCGCUGCCCCCCGACCCCGCCCCCACGGCACCCACCCCCCCACCCCCCCCCCCCGCCCGCGGUGCCGGGGCCGAGGGCCGGUUUUAGAAGUAGCAUCGCCCCGAUGUAGAGACGCUAGGCGCCGGUUUUUUCUCCUUUUUGCCUUAGGUCCCUCCAUGUCCUCGAUCUUUCGUGCAAUAAUGUAGAUAAGGGAUCCCCGCCGCCCCCCCCCUCCCUUCCCGGGGAGGGCCCGGUUGUACCUUUCCCGGGUGGUCUGUCCCGCUGCGGGGGGGGGGGGGGGGAUGCGGGGGGGGGGGGGUGCCCGGGUGUGAUUUCUGUUCCCGUCGAGGUCGCUGUGUCGGUAGGUUGUCGGGUUUUUAAUUUCCAGUUCCCUCGGCUGUCGGGUUCCGGACCUUCUUCCCGUAGGAGAGGCUGUAGUGUCACAGACGUUACCUCAGUUUGUCACUGUCGAAAAAGGAUUAAAAAAAAAACAAAAA
This is a messenger RNA of Chroicocephalus ridibundus (black-headed gull), 4188 nucleotides long. RefSeq names its product SH3 domain binding kinase 1 (gene SBK1). Bases 978 to 2228 code for a protein of 416 amino acids. Gene Ontology annotation, biological process: peptidyl-threonine phosphorylation; peptidyl-serine phosphorylation. The record is from RefSeq and is a predicted model, not a curated record. Gene Ontology annotation, molecular function: ATP binding; protein serine/threonine kinase activity. Lineage: Eukaryota; Metazoa; Chordata; Aves; Charadriiformes; Laridae. The transcript is spliced from 4 exons.